AUGAAUCCACAUCAAAAGAACAAGGUGGAUGUCAGUAAAAUGUCUGCAGACGAGCAACGCUUGUUCCGACUUUAUGGGAAACUCCCAAACAAGAAGGACCUCCUACAGAACAAAUUGAAGGAACGCAAAUAUUUCGACUCGGGAGAUUACGCCAUGUCCAAGGCUGGCAAAGCCUCUGAUGCUGGGGUUACUGCCAUAGGCACUGAACACCCCAAAGCCGAAGAAAUCCCUCACAUGAGUCCUCUCAUGCACACCGUCUCUCGCACCGAGUCAAAUGUCGGCCUUCCCGGAUCCAACCCAAGUCUUGCAAGUUCUCCCGAAGCCCAGCCAACUGCAGGUCUACACCGUGGAAGCAUCAACGGCAUACCAGGUGGUGGUUUGCCAGGGGCCACCAGCCGAAGCCCAAUCAAGGAAAGCAGCUUUUUGGCCAGAAGUUCGAGCAUCCAUGAACGAGAUGGUAGCAAUGACAUCAACCAAGACGGACACGCCAGCUUGGAAGGGAGUAUGAGCCCACCAGCCAGCAAAGCAGGAAUUCCUAUUCGGAGAUGA
Exophiala bonariae is the source of this 549-nucleotide messenger RNA. RefSeq lists its product as uncharacterized. The record is from RefSeq and is a predicted model, not a curated record. Gene Ontology annotation, molecular function: protein phosphatase inhibitor activity. The coding region runs from base 1 to 549 and encodes 182 amino acids. Lineage: Eukaryota; Fungi; Ascomycota; Eurotiomycetes; Chaetothyriales; Herpotrichiellaceae. The transcript has 3 exons. Gene Ontology annotation, cellular component: cytoplasm.